Ipomoea triloba (trilobed morning glory) is the source of this 740-nucleotide messenger RNA. Its product is annotated as basic form of pathogenesis-related protein 1-like. Gene Ontology annotation, cellular component: extracellular region. The transcript has a single exon. The record is from RefSeq and is a predicted model, not a curated record. NCBI's taxonomy places the organism in Eukaryota, Viridiplantae, Streptophyta, Magnoliopsida, Solanales, Convolvulaceae. Bases 74 to 568 code for a protein of 164 amino acids.
AGACUACAUUUUUCCAUUUCCUCUUGUGUUUCCUUUUUAUUGUAUAUCAUCUGCAAAUAACAAUAAAAAGGAAAUGGAGUUUUCUUUUCUGCAUGUUUCCGUCGCCAUAAUUGCCUUAGCCACUAUUACCCAGACAUCUUUUGCCCAACCUGCCUGUGAAUCUGAUUGCAUUAAAGAGUUUCUUGACGUACAUAACGCAGCUCGAGAAAUAGUUGGCGUUCCACCUGUUAAGUGGAACUCCACCUUAGCAGAGUUUGCCGAAUCCUAUGCUGCCGAGAGGUCUGUUGAUUGUGCGUUGAAGCACUCACAAGGACCGUAUGGGGAAAACAUCGCAUUGGCCGGUUUGAAAUCGUCUGUUGCAGAAUCUGUUAAGGGUUGGUUGGAUGAGAAACCAAACUUUGACGAGGCGUCGAAUUCUUGCCCUGGUGGCGAGUGCCGCCAUUAUACACAGGUUGUUUGGCGCGGCACCACGAGUAUUGGCUGUGCUAGGGCUGCAUGCACGACUUGGAUGUUCGUCAUUUGCAACUAUUACCCUCCGGGCAACUAUGUGGGUGAACGUCCUUAUUAAAGAUAAUUUACUUUUUGAUUAAUAUGAUUUUGUGAAAUGCAGAUGGUGCAUUAUACAAAAAAUAUAUAUAUAUUUAAAAACUAGAAUAUCAUCACUAAUGUAUUAUUAUGAAACAAAUAUUGUUUCAUGCCUGGAUGUUGAUUCAAUUAAAUUUUGAACUUUUUUUUUUAUC